AUGCAUAGUAUGAAAGAAAGAAGAUACUAUAGCAUAUAUAAAAAAGAUAACAAAAUGGAAGACCUUGGGAAUAAAAACAAAAAUAAGAUACACUUUAUAAGUGUAUCAUUAAUGAAUUGCCUGAGUGUAAUUAUGUUUAUUAUAUUAUAUAUUAUCUCUCUGCAUAUAUUUUUUUAUAAGACCAACUCUUUUCAUUUGUCUUUACGCGAACCAGUACCAUAUGCUAAUCGUACAUACAACAGGAUUUUAUAUUCUACUGAGAAAAAGAAGGUUAACAGAAGGGAACAGAUACGAACCCAAAGAGAACCACAAAAAUCUAAUUAUAAAGCGUCUAUGAAAAAUUAUCUAAAAUGUGUAAAGAGUGCCCCAUAUAUCGAUGAUGCAAAAUAUGGAGCCUUAAUAUCCGAAGAGGAAGAAAGAGAAAUGAAGAUGAUAAAAAAGAUGGAACUAGAAGAAUUGGAAAAAAGAGAUGAACUAAUGGAAAAAAGAAGACUUAGAAGAAUAGAGCGAAUGAAGAAAAAGGAAGAAGAGAAGAGGAUAAAAGAAGAAGAGGAAAGGAUAAAAGAAGAAGAGAAAAGAAUAAAAGAAGAAGAGGAAAGAAUAAAAGAAGAAGAGAAGAGGUUAAAAGAAGAAGAAGAGAGGAGGUUAAAAGAAGAAGAAGAGAGGAGGUUAAAAGAAGAAGAAGAGAGGAGGUUAAAAGAAGAAGAAAAGGAAAGAUUAAAAAUGUUAGAAGAAGAUAAAUUGUAUAAGGAAAGAGAAGAACAAAAAAAAAACAAAUUAAAUGUAGAGGAAGAGGUAGUAACAUUUGAAAGAUUGAAAUCAAAAAAGAUGGAUGAAAAAGAAGAUACUGUAGUAGAGAAAAAAGAGAAUGUGGAAGAUCAAAAGGAUACCGAAGAAGUAAGAGAAGAAGCAUCAGAAGAUAAAGGGGAUAUUGAAGAAGUAGGAAAAGAGGAGGCAUCAGAAGAUAAAGAAGAUACUGAAGAGGUGAAAGAACAAGAGGUAUCAGAAGAUAAAGAGGAUGCUGAAGAAGUAGGAAAAGGAGAGGUAUCAGAAGAUAUAGAGGAUAAGGAAGAAGAAGGAGAAAAAGAGGUAUCAGAAGAUAUAGAGGAUAAGGAAGAAGAAGGAGAAAAAGAGGAAUCAGAAGAUAAAGGGGAUAAGGAAGAAGAAGGAAAAAAAGAGGUAUCAGAAGAUAAAGAGAAUGCUGAAGAAGUGAGAGAAGAAGAGGCAUCAGAAGAUAAAGAGGAUGCUGAAGAAUUAGGAAAAGGAGAGGUAUCAGAAGAUAUGGAGGAUAAGGAAGAAGAAGGAAAAAAAGAGGAAUCAGAAGAUAAAGAGAAUGCUGAAGAAUUAGGAAAAAGGGAAGUAUCAGAAGAUAAAGAGAAUGCUGAAGAAGUGAGAGAAGAAGAGGCAUCAGAAGAUAAAGAGGAUGCUGAAGAAUUAGGAAAAGGAGAGGUAUCAGAAGAUAUAGAGGAUAAGGAAGAAGAAGGAGAAAAAGAGGAAUCAGAAGAUAAAGGGGAUAAGGAAGAAGAAGGAAAAAAAGAGGAAUCAGAAGAUAAAGAGAAUGCUGAAGAAGUAGGAAAAGAGGAGGCAUCAGAAGAUAAAGAGGAUGCUGAAGAAUUAGGAAAAGGAGAGGUAUCAGAAGAUAUAGAGGUUCAGGAAGAAGAAGGAGAAAAAGAAGAAUCAGAAGACAAAGGGGAUGCUGAAGAAUUAGGAAAAGGAGAGGUAUCAGAAGAUAAAGAGGAUAAGGAAAAAGAAGGAAAAAAAGAGGAAUCAGAAGAUAAAGAAGAUACUGAAGAGGUGAAAGAAGAAGAGGCAUCAGAAGAUAAAGAGAAUGCUGAAGAAGUAGGAAAAGAGGAGGCAUCAGAAGAUAAAGAGGAUGCUGAAGAAUUAGGAAAAGGAGAGGUAUCAGAAGAUAAAGAGGAUGCUGACGAGGUAGAAAAAGAGGAGACAUCAGAAGAUGUAAGGGAUAAUGAAGAAGUAGGAGAAGGAGAGGUAUCAGAAGAUAUAGAGGUUCAGGAAGAAGAAGGAGAAAAAGAAGAAUCAGAAGACAAAGGGGAUGCUGAAGAAUUAGGAAAAGGAGAGGUAUCAGAAGAUAAAGGGGAUGCUGAAGAAUUAGGAAAAGAGGAGACAUCAGAAGUUAAAGGGGAUGCUGAAGAAUUAGGAAAAGAGGAGACAUCAGAAGAUAAAGAAUAUACUGAAGAAGUAGGAAAAGAGGAGGCAUCAGAAGAUAAAGAAGAUACUGAAGAGGUGAAAGAAGAAGAGGUAUCAGAAGAUAAAGGGGAUAUUGAAGAGGUAGAAAAAGAGGAGACAUCAGAAGAUAAAGGGGAUACUGAAGAAGUGAGGGAAGAUGAGGUAUCAGAAGAUAUAGAAGAUUCUGACGAAGUAGGAGAAGGCGAAGUAUCAGAAGAUAUAGAGGAUUCUGAAGAAGUAGGAAAAGAGGAAGAACCUUAUGAGAAAGGCGAUUAUGAAGAAGUAGGAAAGGAGGAAGCAUCAUAUGAUAAAGGAGAUGCUGACGAAGUAUCAGAAGAUAUAGAGGAUUAUGAAGAAUUAGGAAAAGAGGAAGAACCUUAUGAGAAAGGCGAUUAUGAAGAAGUAGGAAAGGAGGAAGCAUCAUAUGAUAAAGGAGAUGCUGAAGAAAUAGGAAAAGAGGAAGCAUCAGAUGAUAAAGGAGAUUCUGAAGAAUUAGGGAAAGAGGAAGAACCUUAUGAGAAAGGCGAUUAUGAAGAAGUAGGAAAGGAGGAAGCAUCAUAUGAUAAAGGCGAUGCUGAAGAAAUAGGAAAAGAGGAAGCAUCAGAUGAUAAAGGAGAUUCUGAAGAAGUAGGAAAAGAGGAAGCAUCAGAUGAUAAAGGAUAUUCUGAAGAAGUAGGAAAAGAGGAAGGAUCAUAUGAUAAAGGAGAUGCUGAAGAAGUCGAAGAUGAAGACGAAGAGCAUAUAAGGAGUAAAGAAGAAGUAAAGGAACCAGAAAUAGGAACUGAUAUCGAAGAAGAAAAUAAAGAAAAAUAUAUAAAAAAAUUAGAUGUGCAAGAUACGUUAUAUGAAAUUAAUGUUUUAAAUGGAGAAGAUAUAACUUCCUUUUUGGAAAAUAAAAAUAAAAUUAUACAAAAUGAAGGAGAAGAAGAUGAUGAUGAUGAUGAAGAUGAUGAGGAUGAUGAAGAUGGUGAAGAUGGGAAAGGUGUAUAUAUUAAUAUAGUUAAUAAUGUUCCUGGUAAUAUCUGGAAUGAUACAAUAUAUGAUGAUAAUUAUAAUAAUAAUACAUAUAGUAGUGCAGAAGAAUAUAUUUUUUAUGAAAAAAAAUUAGAUGAUAAUACAAGAAACAAUAUGAAAAGAAGUUAUUAUGACAUUUUAGAUGUAAAAGAAGAUUCCGAUAUAAAUGAAAUUAAAAGAAAGUUUUAUAAUUUAUCUUUAAAAUAUUACCCAAAGAUGAAUAAAGAUAAAAAUUUAGUGAUGAAUCAAAAAUUUGAGAAUAUAAGUGAGGCAUAUCAAAUAUUGGGUUAUGAAAAUAGACGGAAAUUAUAUGAUUUAGGAGAAUAUGAUGAAACAAAUAAAAUGAUAAUUAUUGAUCCAUUAAUAUUUUUUAAUUUAAUAUUUACAUCUGAUAUGAUGUAUGAAUAUACUGGAAAUACUCAAGUAUCUACUUUUGUAAAAUUAUUUUUUGAGAAAAAUAUUUCUGUUGAAGAUAUAUCUUAUUAUGUUGGUGAGAUUAUGAAAGAAAUGAUGGAAGGGCAAAAUAUAAGAGAAGAGAAAGUAGCUGAAUUAUUAAAAGAUAGAUUAGAUUUAUAUAUAGAUAAUGAAGAUGAAUGGAAGAAGUUAAUGGAAAAUGAAAUUAGCAUGUUAUUAAAGUCUUCAUUUUCUAGUUUUAUAUUAGAGUCUAUAGGAUGGACAUAUGAGAAUGUUUCUAAUAUUUUUUUAGAAGAAAAAGUAAAUUCUGGUAAAAAUAAAAAAGGUAUAUAUUUAAAAGAAGCUAAUGAGAGAAUUAUUAGAAAUUCAAUUGUUUUGAGACAAUGUAAAAGUCGUUUUAUAUCUAUAAUAACAAAUUAUUAUCCUUUUAAAGAACAAAAUAAUCCUUUUAUAAAGCAGGCACAAUAUGUAUCCUCAUCUAAUUAUGUAUUGGAUGAUAUAAUAAAUAAUAUAGACUAUAGUAUAGAUAAUAUACAUAGAGCCAUAGAUAAUUUAUACUAUGAACAUAUAUUAAAUUUAUUAGAGGAAGAAAAAAAUGAAAUACUAGAAGAAAUAUUAAGGAAUAUUCUAAAAAUUAUUUUGUGUGAUGUUGAAACAACGGUAAGAAGAUCAGCACAAAAAGUAUUACAAAAUGCAGAAGGAGAUACAAAUUUGAUGCUUAAAAGAGCUAAAGGAUUACAAUCAUUGGGUAAAAUGAUAUUACAGAAGGUUAAUUGA
Molecule: messenger RNA, 4392 nt
Organism: Plasmodium falciparum 3D7
Lineage: Eukaryota; Apicomplexa; Aconoidasida; Haemosporida; Plasmodiidae
Product: exported protein family 1
Source: RefSeq, a predicted model, not a curated record